This is a messenger RNA of Fusarium venenatum, 2721 nucleotides long. RefSeq names its product kinase-like domain-containing protein. Lineage: Eukaryota; Fungi; Ascomycota; Sordariomycetes; Hypocreales; Nectriaceae. Gene Ontology annotation, molecular function: protein binding; protein kinase activity; ATP binding. The record is from RefSeq and is a predicted model, not a curated record. Gene Ontology annotation, biological process: signal transduction; protein phosphorylation.
AUGGCCAUGUUAGCUUCAAAAACUUCUUUCCCCGCAGGCAUGGGUUCCUCUUCUCACACUCCUGUCGCAUCUCAGCCUGCGAUGCCUCCGCCCCGAAGAACUCCCAUGAUGCCUUCUUCAGGUGCUUAUGGUAGCCCAACAGAGUCCGAAUUCACCGAAAACGACCCAGCCGAAUCCGUCAAGAACUGGGACGAGGAUCAAGUGUGCGAGUACCUGCGAUCCGUCAAAUGCGGCGAAUACGAAAAGAUCUUUCGAAAGAAUCAUAUCAAUGGCGAGAACCUAUUAGAAAUGGACAAGGAUGUCUUGAAAGAAAUGGGUGUCGAAAAGGUCGGCGACCGUGUCCGCCUCUUUCUCAGCAUUAAGAAGCUGAGAACCAGAGCGUACGCCAACGAGAAGAAGCGGAAUCGGGAUUCCUUCGGCGGACUCGACAUUCAGAUCACAGCACCCAACGACUCGCCACGAUUGCACUCGUCGAGAGGCGUUCCUGCAUCAUCUAACAAGCGAUAUUCAAGACAACUAGACUUGCACGGUGCUCUAGACAACGGCAAAACAUCUUCAAGGCCCAAUUCUCCUCUGCCUGGCACCGAUGUUCGGAAUAUGCGGUCUCGAGGAAAAGCAUAUGCCUCCAGCCCUGCUGUAAAUGCUCAAGGGCAAAGGAUUGUAACUACAAACCCGGAUCUUCCGGCAAACCGUCUGGUAACGACCCAUACCAGGAAUAACUCCAGUAUGGACGGUUCACUGAUGGCUGCCUUACCACAGGGUCAAGAAGUUAUCCGCGUUAUAUCGACCGGCGGCGUUACGAAGGUCGUCAAGAUUUCCGGAUGCAAUACUUGCGAGGAGGUCAUGAGGGUCACUCUUCGCAAAUUCGCUCUGCGGGAGGAUCAUGAAAGGAACUACUGUUUCUGGGUCCUGGCUGGCAUCGACCCUGACCCAGGCCAAUGCCGACGACUAGGCGACACGGAGCUCUGGCGCAUUAUCAAGGACCAACGACGACCAGAACGUAACCGAUUGAUAUUGCGGAGAGUUCCCGCAGGUGAGCCAGGCGAGGCAGAGCUGCACCGCGCCGCGGCCAUCGCCAUGGAGGAGGAACAGCAAAAACAUGCUCGAGCGCUCGAAACGGUGGACAAGCGAAGUCAACUCAAGGUUCAGAAGAUGCUUGGGGAAAAGUGGAACGACCAGCUUCAGUCCCCGUUGUCGCCAAUCUCAUAUCAGGAUCGCGAGCGAAACCUGCACAAUGCAGCCAAGGACCUCGAGCGUCCUGCCUCGGAAGUAGAGUCAAGGGCGCCAGCCCGACGUGUAGGAGCGCUUCGACAAUUCGGAGGUCUUCGACCUCCCAGCGAGUUGAUUGCGUCUGAUCUUACAUCCUACUUCCCCGACCAUACUAGAGAGGAUAUUGACCGCACAGCCCGGCUUUCUAUGCGACGGUCAACUCGCUUGAGCAAGGUCAACAGCCGGCUCAGCGUGGCCAGCAACCUCAGUUUUGCUUCCAGCAUCCAAGAUGCACCUCCAAUCCCCACUAUUGCGGACUCCUGGCUCAAUGCUAACACCCAACUCGCCAAGGUGAGAACUCGAGACUCACAUAUCCGGGUUCCUCAAGCCGCGUACAAUCGCGACUCGGUCACCUCGUCAGUUCUCGAUACGCUUCAAGAAGAAUCGUCACUUGAGCCUGACCGCAAGUCUUAUGUCUCGUUCACCGAGAGCGGCUCCGACUCAGCUCCUGUCAGUGUCACUGACCCUGAAGGCAACACCACAGCCACAAGCUACUACGAUGGCGACACCUCAACAGGCUCUGGAUCAUUCCAGGAAAUUCGGCAAGCUUUGACCAACGACGGGGACGACGUAGAUGAGGAGCUACAAAGCUUCUUGGCUGGAGAGUCGUGGGGCGACGACAAAUGGAUGAAGGGUGCGCUCAUCGGUCAAGGGUCAUUCGGCUCCGUCUACCUGGCUUUGCACGCCGUUACGGGCGAGCUCCUUGCCGUGAAGCAGGUCGAGACACCUGCGCCUGGAGCCAACAGCCAAAACGACAAUCGUAAGAAGGGCAUGAUUGAUGCACUCAAGCGAGAAAUAAGUCUUCUUCGCGAUCUUCGUCACCCCAACAUUGUGCAGUAUCUUGGCUGCAGUUCGACAGCUGAUUAUCUUAACAUUUUCCUCGAGUAUGUGCCUGGUGGCUCAGUCCAGACGAUACUCAACUCAUACGGCGCCCUUCCCGAACCGCUAGUGCGCAGUUUUGUGCGGCAGAUUCUGACGGGUCUCUCGUACUUGCACAACCAGGACAUCAUUCACCGUGAUAUCAAGGGCGCCAACAUUCUGGUGGACAACAAGGGAACUAUCAAGAUCUCUGAUUUUGGUAUCUCCAAGAAGCUGGAGGCCUCCAACAUCCUGAACGGCGCCAACAACAACAAGCACCGCCCUUCAUUGCAAGGAUCCGUUUUCUGGAUGGCUCCUGAAGUAGUGAAGCAAACAUCGUACACUCGCAAAGCGGAUAUUUGGUCGCUCGGAUGUUUGGUGGUGGAAAUGAUGACUGGUAGUCACCCAUUCCCCGAUUGUAGUCAGCUGCAGGCUAUCUUCAAGAUUGGGGGCGGGAAAGCGGCCCCUACAAUCCCUGAGCACGCAAGCGAGGCAGCCAAAGAGUUUCUUGCGCAAACGUUUGAAAUUGACCACAACCUACGUCCUAGCGCAGACCAGCUGAUACUCAGCCCCUUCUUGAUCCCUAUCACAUAG